AUGAGGAAGAAACACCAGGUGGCCAUCCGGGCGUUUGCACAGGAGAGGGGGGCGAGGGGGUGGGGGCGCCUGCGGGGGCGGGGGGGGGAGACGAGGAAGAAACACCGGGUGGCGAUCCGGGCGUUUGCACAGGAGAGGGGGGCGAGGGUCAAACAUCCGAGGGAGGGCUGUGCCCUUUGGAGGAAGGUGGCACAGGGGUGGGAGACGAGGAGGAAACACCCGACGAAGCUGGCCGACCACUGCCGGAGGAGGAGGACGGGCGGGAGCCUGGGUCAGGGAGAGGUUCACAGGGCAGCGAUGAAGGAGACGGGUCGAUAGACGACAUGGACGACGGCGGGUUCGAGCUGGAAGGAGAACUGGACGUCUUCGAUCCCGAGUCAUGAUUCAUACCACGAAUGUCUUGCUCUAUCGUACGUCUCACAGGUUGCCGAUGGACGUCACCUAUUAAUACGAGUGUGUUACCGUCUUGAGAGGGUGCAGCUGUGCGUAUGUCCGGCUGCUUUUUCUACCAGGAAAACGUCUACCUGCAAAUUUCCUGUUCGACUUUUCUACCGUCGCACGAGAGGUGUCUUUCCUUGCUCUAUGUUUCAAAUACGAAAGUCAUUCGUCACGUAAAGUUACACGUGGUGCACCACAUUUUGUUUUUCGUGACGCACGAUUAUCCCCCCCCGUUUCUUAUUGUUUUCGUGGUAUUUAAGUAUCGCGCUUGGAGGAUGUUGUUGUUGUGUCCAUUUUGAUGUCCGUCCUUUAUCCCUGAUGACGGUUUAACGCCCUUUUUUUUCUGCUGUGUGGUAAUAAAU
Messenger RNA from Ectocarpus sp. CCAP 1310/34, 800 nucleotides. NCBI's taxonomy places the organism in Eukaryota, Phaeophyceae, Ectocarpales, Ectocarpaceae. The record is from the annotation of a GenBank genome assembly.